Molecule: messenger RNA, 654 nt
Organism: Fusarium coffeatum
Lineage: Eukaryota; Fungi; Ascomycota; Sordariomycetes; Hypocreales; Nectriaceae
Exons: 2
Coding region: 1-654 (217 amino acids)
Source: RefSeq, a predicted model, not a curated record
AUGCCUCUGGAAGCUUUACCACCAGAGCUGCUGACCAUGAUCCUGAAAAACACCAACUCGCUUCGCAAUCUCCGAAGAUUGAUCUCAGCAUCACCAGCCUGUCUGCGCGUCUUUAACUCCGCAUCGAAGCAUAUUCUACUAACCGUCAUCCGGAAGGGCAUACCGCCACGCGUCUUGAAGCGCCUCGAUAGGCAUUUGAAACGGCAGGCAUCCGAGACGCAACGACUUGGCUUAUCAUUGGAUGACCAGACCGACGGCCUCUCACCUUCGGAGUAUAGCGAUAGCGCUAAAACAAGCAUUUGGUACUAUCGACGCUAUAGACUCUAUGAACGUCUGUCCUAUCUGAUCAAACGAUACACGACUCGUUUGAAGGGACUCGGUAUUGAUACCACCACAUUCAUCUCCGCUCCCCACAAACCUACAAACCUCGAAAAAGUGUCCUUACGCUACGAUACCCUCACCUUCGACCCAGUCGAGGGGAUAGUCUCUACUUCAAAGAAGCCUCUCCCCUGUGACCUCUAUCACGCAGUCAUCGACUACAACGUUUUUCUGGCUCGUCUUGGCCUUCGAGAUGUUGAGAAACUCGUUUGUGCGGAGCUAUAUGCUUCUUUAUUCAAACAAGGCUCUACCUUACCGAUGAGUAGGAAUGAGUGA